ACUUCCUCUGUCUGCUUUCCAGUGGCCACAAGGUGAACAGGUCGGCUCCAUCAUGGUGUUCCUCCUCACCACAGGCCCCGGGGCGGGGGACACAGCCCACCACCGACUGAAACCGUGAGCCAGAACACAUCUCUCCUCCUUGCAGGUUGUUUUUCUCGGUUGCUUUAUCACAGGGACAGAGAGCUGACUUCACAGCUCUCUGAGCCUCAGACUUUGUUUUUGUUUUUAGUUAGUCAAAGGCAAAUACUUCCUCCUACCUAGCCGUGUUCUGAGAUCAGCAAUCAGCUAUGCACACGCAGAGGUCGGCCGUGGAAGGGCAGUGUGUGGGAUGUUGACUCAUCUGCAGGUCUGGUGUGGAUGUGAGCGUGGGACACUGAGCGUGGCUCACUCUGUUGGUUCUGCUGAGGUUGGGGGGUCGAGUUCCUGUCUGCAGUUAUCUACCUGGUGUUGUCUUUGAACUCUCCCUGGCUUCCUCCAGGCUAGCGAACUGUCCACGACCUGCACUGACCCGGGGUACACCAUCCAGGAUCUGUUGGGCCUCAGAUCCGCAGAGCGGCACUGCUCACCCUUGCAGGCGCUUGGGUUCAAACGCAGAGUCCAACGGGGCAGGUGUGGGCUGGGGCACCAGCCUCUGCACUUCCCAGGUAAUGCCCUGGCUGCUGGCUGGCCAGGCUGGGCGGCCAGGCCACUUGGCAGGGCUUCCCCACCUCUGCACCAACCGGGACACCUGGGGACGGAUAAGUCCUUGUCAUGGCUUGCUUCUGAGCUGUCUUGUGCAAUGGGCUGGAGUCCACUAGGUGCAGGUAACCCCACCUCCGUGCUCCAGCUGUGACAUUCAAAAAUGCCUCCGAUUGUGACCAGGUCCCCAGGGGGACGAGGCCACCGGGGUGAGAAGCCACACCUUGCGGGGCGCGACAAUCAAGGGUGAGCCUGGUGCCGCUGGCCGAUCGCCACUGACAGCUGAGCGCAGCCCAGCACAUGUGAUCUCCUUUCCUCACGAUCUUUGGAGGACGAGUGCUGGAGACUGUCGGAAAUCCAGCCCCAGGAAGAUGAGGGUCCUUUUCCUCCUGCUGGUAUUUCUGGGGGGAACCCAGAGCCACACAACGUCAAGGCCGAACAUCGUCCUGUUGAUGGCGGACGACCUUGGCAUCGGAGACCCUGGGUGCUACGGGAACAAGACUCUCAGGACACCGAACAUUGACCGGCUGGCCAGCGGGGGGGCCAAGCUGACCCAGCACCUGGCGGCGUCGCCCCUGUGCACCCCGAGCAGGGCGUCCUUCAUGACGGGCCGGUACUCGGUGCGAUCGGGAAUGGCGUCGUGGAACAGAAUUGGCGUGUACAUCUUCACGGCUUCCUCUGGAGGGCUGCCCCCCAGUGAGGUCACCUUCGCCAAACUCCUGAAGAGCCAGGGCUACUCGACGGCGCUGAUAGGGAAGUGGCACCUCGGCAUGAACUGUCACAACAAGACCGACUUCUGCCACCACCCCUUGCGUCACGGCUUCGACGAGUUCUUUGGGAUCCCCACGACCAACCUCAGGGACUGCAAGCCGGGGGAGGGCACGGUCUUCGCCUCGGCCCACCGCUGGCUGGUGUUCGUCCCGCUGCAGGUCAUCGGGCUGGCCGUGCUGACCCUGGGGGCGCUGCGCUGCCUGGGGCUGCUGCGGGUGCCCCCGGGCGUCUUCCUCGGCCUCCUGCUCCUGGUGGCCCUCGUGCUCCUCCUGUUCCUCUGCUGCCUGCACUUCUUCCGGCCGCUCAACUGCUUCCUGAUGAGGAACUACGAUGUCACGCAGCAGCCGCUGUCCUUCGACAACCUCACCCAGAGGCUCACGGCGGAGGCCACCAGCUUCAUACGACGGCACGCCGAGACGCCAUUCCUGCUCUUCUUGUCCUUCGUCCACGUGCACACGGCCCACUUCUCCUCCAGAGAGUUCGCCAGAAAGAGUCGGCACGGCCCUUACGGGGAUGGCGUGGAGGAGAUGGACUGGAGCGUGGGGCAGGUCUUGGAUGUCCUAGAAGAGCUGAGACUGGCCGACAAUACCCUCGUCUACUUCACCUCGGACCACGGAGCCCACGUGGAGGAGGUGACCGCCAAGGGGCAGAAGCAUGGCGGCAGUAACGGCAUCUAUAAAGGAGGGAAAGCCAACAACUGGGAAGGAGGUAUUCGGGUCCCAGGCAUCUUUCGGUGGCCGGGGGUGAUCGAGGCCGGUUUGGAAAUUGACGAGCCCACGAGCAACAUGGAUAUCUUCCCCACGGUGGCCAAGCUGGCUGGGUCACCUUUGCCCAACGACAGGGUCAUCGAUGGCCGAGACCUGAUGCCGCUGCUCCAAGGGAAGACCCGGCGCUCGGAGCACGAGUUCCUCUUCCAUUACUGCAACGCCUACCUGAACGCCGUGCGGUGGCACCCGCCCAACAGCUCCUCCGUCUGGAAGGCCUUCUACUUCACGCCCAAGUUCAACCCCAAGGGCGCCAACGGCUGCUUCAGCACCCACGUGUGCCUCUGCCUGGACGGUCACGUCACCCACCACCAGCCACCCCUGCUCUUCGACCUCUCCACGGACCCCGGCGAGAAGAGCCCCCUCACUCCGGAGACGGAGCCCCGCUUCCAGGACAUCCUGAGGGUCAUGCAGGAGGCCGCGGACCGCCACACCCAGACCCUGUCGGCGGACGUCCCCAACCAGCUGUCCCCGGGGAACACCCUGUGGAAACCCUGGCUGCAGGUGUGCUGUGCCUCCUCCUCGGGUCUGUCCUGCCAGUGUGACCAGCAGAGGCAGGAGCAGGGGACGAGAAACUAGCCGCUGGCCACAGAGAGGCCCGGGGCCACGCUGUCACCGUCCGCAGCAGCUAGGGGCUUGCAGGGCCUGCGGACGUCCGUCCUCGUGGGCCCUCCGUGACCCAAGUCGGAGACGACCAUCAAGUGUAGCAAGAGCUGCUCAGACCUCAGCACGGGCCGCCUUGGGAGGGACGGCGCUUAUAAGGAGGACCAUCAUCGCCAGCAGACGGUGGCGACGUCCAGUCCGGGGUAACGGGAAGGCAAAUGAGUACCGAUCACCCCGAAUACGUGCAACACAGGAUCGACACCACUCACCAUGUACAUCCAGAUAGAGAGACGGACAGAGAGACCCAGGUGUACCUAUAUAUUUAUGUGCAUAGAUACAUCCCCCACGGAUUCCUCCCCUCAGGAGGGUUGACAUGUCAAUGGCCUGCCCCCCCCCACUAUUUAAAUAAAAAUCAAUAAAAGCUAA
Marmota monax (woodchuck) is the source of this 3242-nucleotide messenger RNA. It is a transcript of the gene Sts, whose product is annotated as steroid sulfatase. The record is from RefSeq and is a predicted model, not a curated record. Gene Ontology annotation, molecular function: arylsulfatase activity. NCBI's taxonomy places the organism in Eukaryota, Metazoa, Chordata, Mammalia, Rodentia, Sciuridae. The transcript is spliced from 11 exons. The coding region runs from base 1050 to 2792 and encodes 580 amino acids.